AUGAAAAAACGGGCACACAGAAACAUCAGUGACUGUGCAAGUGGUUAUACUGGUCCCGUUUCCAUGCUUCACUCAUCACUUUCAUUCAUUCGUACUGAACCAGAACAACCACUAUCAAAACAAUCGGUGAAUUUGAUUGUUGAACAAUAUCUACAGACUGUAAUUACUGUAUCCUUGUCAAUCGAAGAUGAAGACAGGUAG
Molecule: messenger RNA, 201 nt
Organism: Sphenostylis stenocarpa
Lineage: Eukaryota; Viridiplantae; Streptophyta; Magnoliopsida; Fabales; Fabaceae
Source: the annotation of a GenBank genome assembly